AUGCCAGAGCCACCCUCAACAGCGGCCAUCUCGACGGUAACCUCGACUGUGGCAUCAUCUUUGUCCUUAGCAAGAUUGAUUUCGGAUAUCAAGAACACUCCUGCCGACGUCAAAACAUGUUUCAAUCUGACUCAUCGUAUCGAAGCCGAUUUGCAAACCCUUGUCAAUCUCCGCGCGAGAUAUGAAAUGUAUCCCCUGACCGUCCCCGAGACCCUGAAGCGCCUUGAUGACAUCGUCUACGACCCCAAGGACGGUAUCUUGAAUGUUUCCAGGCUUCCCGAAGGCUAUCGAGAAGAUGUAUGA
Molecule: messenger RNA, 303 nt
Organism: Hyaloscypha bicolor E
Lineage: Eukaryota; Fungi; Ascomycota; Leotiomycetes; Helotiales; Hyaloscyphaceae
Exons: 1
Coding region: 1-303 (100 amino acids)
Source: RefSeq, a predicted model, not a curated record